AUGUCUCUGGCAAAGAUCCCGUUGAUUCUAUCUUGGUGCUUGUGCAUCCCGAUAGGGUACCUCCUCCCUCCGAACCCGGCUCCACAACCCAAUGAACGAACGAAGCGCAGCGGAACGGAAUCGUACUUUGCCCACUUGGUUGGGAACGGGAUGAUCAUCUUCCUGACAGUCACCUGGGCUCCCUCCUUAUGCGAGACUGCUGCGAUCCUUUGCACGCUUUUGCCCCAGUCCGCGCUCACCCGCGCGAUCUCGCGCAAGCUCCUAUUUUGGCCCUCGACGAUGUCACCAUCUGCCAUCCACGUUAGCCCACUAUAUCUCCUUGCAUGGGUACUCCUAGUCGCAGGAGCGGCGCUGCGCCUGCAUUGCUACCGCGCGCUUGGACGGCACUUCACGUUUCAAUUGGGUAUACACAAGGAUCAUGAGCUUAUCACUUCCGGGCCAUACAACAUCGUGCGCCAUCCUUCCUACACCGCCGCGCUCAUGGGAUACACCAGCGUGACCUUGGUCCUCUUCGUCGCUCGCGGAGGCUGGUUGACGGAGUGCGUGCUGCCGUAUUCUUUGCGAGUACACCCGAUCAUCACCAGGCUUGUCUUGGGUAUGUGGGCAAUGUUCUACACCGCCAACGUGAUAGGGAUAUUUGGAAGGGUGCGGAAGGAGGACGAGCUGCUCCGCGGUACAUUCAAAGAACAAUGGGAAGCUUGGGCGAAGGAUGUUCCUCAUCGUUUAGUGCCUGGCGUCUAUUAG
This is a messenger RNA of Punctularia strigosozonata HHB-11173 SS5, 744 nucleotides long. RefSeq lists its product as uncharacterized. Gene Ontology annotation, cellular component: membrane. Lineage: Eukaryota; Fungi; Basidiomycota; Agaricomycetes; Corticiales; Punctulariaceae. The transcript is spliced from 2 exons. Bases 1 to 744 code for a protein of 247 amino acids. Gene Ontology annotation, molecular function: protein C-terminal S-isoprenylcysteine carboxyl O-methyltransferase activity. The record is from RefSeq and is a predicted model, not a curated record. Gene Ontology annotation, biological process: C-terminal protein methylation.